UCCUCGGUGUUCACUAGUUGAUCAGGAGGCUCAGUACACGUAUCAUAUAGUUGAACUAAAAUAACGUUAUUCAAUAUCAAAUAGGGAACAUACGCAAUUAAUUAUAAGUUAGAAUAACAUCAGAACGCCUAAUUCUGAACUGUCCUAAUUUAUUUAUUGUUUUAUAAAGCGUAUUGAUAUGGUUCUCUCUCAUAAGAGGAAGUAAAUGAGGUGUAAACAACCAUUGAUGGUCCGCGUCAUGGAGCUGCUGUACACAGUGUCUGAAAAGAGGAGUUCUGAUGAUGCUCACUUAACUUCAUUGUAUAAUGGUGGAGGAAUGUGCACAGUCUCUUCUAAGAACAUAGUUGCCUUCACGCGGAUGACAACAAGACAAGACAGUUAUAGACACCGCAUUCCUGUGUGUACUGUUUAUGUGAUGGAUCUUAACUGUCCCUAUGAACCACAUGUUAUCCUAGAUUCAGCAAGCACAGUAAUCUCACUGGUGUUUAAUAGUGAAGGGUCUCAGCUCCUUGUUGUGCUAAGUUUGGGAACUGUGCAGCUUUUCACCAAAGGAUCGAGCCUACAUAACUGGACCUCCACACAUACAUGUGAUUGGGACGGUGAAGAUAUUCUUCACAUAAAUUUCUUCCAUGGAGGAAUUCGGGCCAGCCUUCAAUCAAGUGAUGUGAAAGUACAUUCCCUGUAUACUGAGAAGUUUGUGGCACAAUCACACAGACCUACACUAGUAGACCAUGGCCAGUGUGCACAGAAUGGCUUCUUUGCUGUCUCUGCUUCAGGUUUGCUGCUCGUGUGUGUUUUGACCCAUGAAGGCACUGUCAUGAUGGAGAAGAAAGCUGUUCUUGGUCAGAUACGGGACAAUUUUACUGUUGCUACUGCUGCUUUGGCACCUAGUGGACACAUCCACAUAGCUACCUGGAAGCCUGAGAUGAUUAAAUGUUGGCGUGCAGAACUGAAGAUGACAAAUCAAAACUGUGGUGGGGGAAAGGGUGACCUUAACAUUACAAUUGAAGCUGCUCAAUCUUUCUGCCCAUCACGUUCUGGCUCCACAUGGCAUAGUACUCAAAAAAAUGAAGGGCUAAUGCAAGUGACAUGUCUACGAUACACAGAAUUGGAAGACCCAAAUAGUUUAUUAGUGGCUCUCACUGUAGAAAAACCUGUUGAAACAUCCCCCACACAACAGGUUGGUAUUAAGGCAAGCAGUACACCUAACACAUGCAGCAUGUCUCAUCUUGUUAAGAAGUAUCACCUGCAAGACCAAAUUCGUCCUCUUAUUAAGCUCUUCAAACCUAAGACUGAUUCAGCAGGGAUUACAACUAAGGAAUGGAUAUGUGUUGGAGAAUGGGUUUCGAACAGCCCUGUGGUGACAUUAGGUACUUCUUCCCGACAUCUGUUACCAGGUCCUCCUGGUGCUCAGCUUCCAUUCAUUAUAACUGCUGCAACUGCUGAUGCCUUCAUAUAUUCAAUCAACAGAGAUAAUAUGCAACAGUUGAGCAGUCACAGUUUGCUGAAUGUUCGAGGGAGUGGUGAUGAUGCUCCAGUCAGCAAGCGUGUAUCUCUAGACCGGCGAGUGGUAUCCCUGGCUCAUACUUGGAGUGGCUUCUCUGUCUUAGCUAUGGAUACUUCAAGCAGUUUGCACUUCAUUACACUCGUACGACCUGCUGAUGUCGGUCCACAGUGGGCAAUAUCAGUGAUCCUGUUACUGGAAUUUGCACUUGUUAGUGGCCAUGAUUGGUGGGACUUGCUGGUGUCUACCCCACCUACAUCUGUCCCCACUCUAACUGAAAAACUCUCUGAGACAUUCCACCAACAUUCUGCCCCCAUCAUCCAGCAUCUGCACACAAGAUUCCUCGUUAUGAAAACUUCUAUGUUGAGACUAUUAGGAAGCCAGCAGCAAAAAGCAAUAGAAUCACGACUACAAGCUCAGUUAACUGCUACACAACAGAUAUUUAGGUCCCUUCGCCCAGUUACGUGUGAUGUUGCCACUGCAGAUAAAAAUAUUAGUGCAUCCAUACAGGGGUACUUGGAGAGUCGGUCUUCUCUUGAUAUUUUAGAUAUUGAAAAAUCAUUGGAUCACUUGUGCAGUUCUGUAAAUAUCAAAGACUGUCAGGUGGAUCCAGGACAGUUGCAGAAUCUUCAGCCGCUAUUGCAGUUUUCAGCAGACCUCACACUUUUCAUUCUGUUUAUGCUAGCCCAGAAUAGUAAGAUGAGUGUGUCUUGCUGGAGACCCAGGUAGUGUGUCGUGAGUUACCUCUACAUGUUCCUUCACGAGGUGUGCUAGCAGAUAUGGCAUCAUCAGUACCAACACCACUUCAAUAUGAGUUUGGCCAGGGGGAGACAAGCAGCACAAGUAAUGCUGGUGUUCAACCCCGUAUCCUGGAAGGAGCUUUACCACCAUUACAGAUGCUUGAUCCUCUCCACUAUCAUUAUAUUGCUCCACAGGAACCCAAAUUUAAUUGUACACGAUGUUGCAGUGUGCGGGCCAGUUGGUGGGGAGACUCUGAGAGUGCAUGGGACCAACAGUGGGCUUCUAAUUGUAUAUGUUCUGGCCACUGGGCACUCCCUCCCAUCACUCCAUCCAAAGCUGCUUAAGUAGUGAUAUUUAUAACGUGAUAUUCAAAGUGCAAAACAGCUUGUAAGAUAAAACAGGUUUAAGACGGUACUUCAUAUUAUGUUACCUAGAUCAUGUUUGCAAUUUUAUUAUUUUUUCUUGAAGGUAUAAUGCAAUAAUAGUCCUAUAUGAAAUUUACAUAUUCUUCGUAUAAAUGUUUCAUAUUUUACUUGCAACAAUUCAUUGAAGAACUUAUAAAAGCUUGGGUGGAAAAAGAACAAAUCUGCUGAAUAGAUCCUCAUGUGCAUGUAUUAUUGUUAGUGGGAAACAUUUGCCCAUAAGGAGCCCAGAUGUGAGUAUCCACAUUGCAGUCUUAAUAUAGUAAGAAACAACUAAUUUUGGAACUUAAGACAUCAUUGUCAUAAAACUACAUCAAAACUUCAUGUUAUCUUAUGACCUUAGGUUAGUCCAAGGAGACAUAUGUAUAUUGAUCAUCAAGUCGAUGAAUUAGAAACCAGGCUAUCCCUUGAUGCUGAUGGCUGUGGCUAAUACUUUUAACAAUUAGUAAAACUUUCCCAUCACAUCUAUAGCUCGUUAAAAGGGACCUCAAAGGCAACAUUUACAACUGAAGACUGAGUGAUGGAGAUUCUUUGAUGCCACAAUGGCCUGUGUAACCUUGCUUUCCCAUGUCUUAUUGUUGGCCAGACUAUGAAUAAACUUUCACUGUAGGAAAUAAUAUGGUAGGUCUCCAGAUCUGAUGGUAGAUUCACCAAAUUUGACAACAGUAGCCUGUUCCCACUUACAUCUUAGUCUUGUGUACACUAUAUACAGGUGGUAUAUACUGUACAGCACAUUUAAUGUGGUAGCAUUUGGGCAUUUCUCAUCUGUGCAGUGCUUCAGCUCCUCCUGCUAAGAAGAGAAAAGGGAUCCAUGUGCCAGUUAGUAAAAGAAAUAAAGUCAUUAAUCAACAUAAUUUGGCGUGAAGGUGGCUGUAGAGUUUAUUAUCAGUUUCUGAGAUACGUAUGUCUUUUGGUACUGUGUAGAUAGUAUCUAUUGUGAAUUCAUUUCACAUUGCAAUACUGUACAGUACUGUAUAUGAUCAUAGGUUCAGUGUUUAUAAACACUCAGAUGGAAGGAGCCAUGUAUCAUCAACAUCAACAUGUUAUAUCAAAACUUAACAUAUUUAUAAUUGUCAACUUGAAGUCUUAGGAGUAGCCCUAAAUGGUACAGUAUACUGUAUUAGUCUUUUCUGAAAGUUUGAAAUACUUCCUUAGCACUGUUCCCGAGUAUCGACGCAACUUAGCACCCAACGAAAAUUUUAUGUUUCUGUGAUUUGGUUGCUGUUCAGUGUUGACAGAAAAAAUAUUCCCCAAAAAUCAGCUGGUUUGUCAAAUUGGACAAGUGGUAGUGUCUUGUAACUAACACUCCUUUGUAUGAACACAAGUACUUUGUUAGCCUUGUUUCCAGCAAAUACACAUUGUUGUCUUGGUUUAAUAUUCUUACAGGUACUUGUCAUUAAUCCUAAAUCCUUUCUCACAGUCGGAUUUCUCUAUAAGACCAUUGUUCAUCUGAUAUUUGGUUUCUCUGUUUACAUCUCCUAGGAUAAGUACUUUACAUUUUUCCACGUUAAAUUUUAUCUGUCAUUUUUCAGAUUAUGCACAAAUUUUUUUAGAUCUUCCUGUAGUUUUGCAGAGUCCUUGUUAGAUUUAAUUACAUUCCCUAUUUUAGUGUUGACAGCAAAUUUACUUUUGUUUCUAUCUAU
Homarus americanus (American lobster) is the source of this 4310-nucleotide messenger RNA. RefSeq names its product mediator of RNA polymerase II transcription subunit 16-like (gene MED16). Gene Ontology annotation, biological process: positive regulation of DNA-templated transcription. The record is from RefSeq and is a predicted model, not a curated record. Lineage: Eukaryota; Metazoa; Arthropoda; Malacostraca; Decapoda; Nephropidae. Gene Ontology annotation, cellular component: mediator complex.